Molecule: messenger RNA, 743 nt
Organism: Morus notabilis
Lineage: Eukaryota; Viridiplantae; Streptophyta; Magnoliopsida; Rosales; Moraceae
Product: dolichol-phosphate mannose synthase subunit 2
Exons: 3
Coding region: 165-407 (80 amino acids)
Biological process (GO): GPI anchor biosynthetic process
Cellular component (GO): endoplasmic reticulum membrane; dolichol-phosphate-mannose synthase complex
Molecular function (GO): enzyme regulator activity
Source: RefSeq, a predicted model, not a curated record
GAUAUAGGCGUAACCAAACGGUAUGCACCCAUUUUGCUAUUUUCUCCGCUCCGAAUCCUUCCCUCUCAAGUCUCAACCCAAACAAGACGACAACUGAGCUGUCUCGUAGGUCUUGUCUUCGAUCGUGAUCGAUAAAACCAGGCAGUAAAGCCAGGAAUAUCAGAAUGGAAUUGGCAGACAGGGCAGUUGGGUUCUUAUUAUCGCUUAUCAGUCUCUCUAUAUUCACUUAUUACACAUUUUGGGUCAUCAUCCUGCCAUUUGUAGACAGUGAUCACUUCAUCCAACAGUACUUCCUACCCCAAGAAUAUGCCAUAUUAAUACCCGUAUUUGCCGGCGUGGUGCUUCUCUGCUUGUUAUGCGUAUUCGUUGGACUGGUGAUGCUCAAAUCCAAAAAGAAGAAAGCAUAAUACAAGUAUUUUUACCGUCUUGUGUAGGAUGUAUUAAUUCUUUCCUUGGGAACGUCUUUUACAUUUAAUUGAGGUACUUUCAUGUCUGCAUGAUUUUUCACGCUUGGUUUUUAUGCUUUUUUUUUUUUCUUUUCAUACAUCUCCGAAACGGGGAAAUGAUAAACAUAGAAAAGAAAGAAAAGAAGAUGGUUGGAUCAUGGAUGCUGUUGUGAUUUUAGUCGUAGGGGUCUUUAUCAGUGUUAGAUUUCUGUUAUUCUGAGGGCAAACUGCUGAAAAGUUGCUGCCUUGUUUAUUUUGUUGGCAAAUAUGAUUUGAUAGAGGUAUUGCAAGUAAAGA